CCAACAUUGUUCUUUUUUCUCGUAUCUUUCAUUAUCAUGAUUUCGAUACCAAUAUUGGAUAGACUUUCUUUUCGAGAUUACCAAGGUCUCAUCUUUACCGUACUAUUCUUUGCGAUCGAAACUGUCAUUCGUAUUAUUGUCAUCCUUCUCCCGAAAUUCGUUAUUAAUGGUAUUGACGCUUUUAUCGAGAGUGCUUUUCCAUGGCUAACGAGCUCUGAGCGCAAGCCUCGAGUGAGUCCAUUGGAGAAGGCCGAAUCAUUCGAGCAAAUUAUUCGCUUUUGGCGAAAAUAUGCGUAUGAGCAGCAUGUGGUGCGGACGCAAGAUGAUUACUUUUUAUGUGUUCAUCGUAUUCCGUAUAAGGAAAUCAUCACUUCUGACAAGUACAAUGACAAAAACAAUCAGCGAAAGAACCGUAUGGAAAAAAAUAUCGAGAUCAUGGACAAUCUUGAUCAAUUCAUCAAAACGAAAGCUCAUCGGCCUCCGACCAAGAAUGGAAAUCGACCCGUUGUUCUGCUAUACCACGGUUUCUUGAUGUCGUCCGAAGUCUGGGUAUGCAACACCGAUGAGCAUCGUAACUUGCCUUUUGUAUUAUCCGAACAAGGCUACGACGUAUGGCUUGGUAACUCAAGAGGCAACAAAUACAGUCAAAACCAUCAAUCACUGAGCCCAGCAAAUACGGCUUUUUGGAACUUUUCCUUGAACGAAUUUGCCAUGUACGAUUUACCGGAUGUCGUGGACUAUAUCCUUGAGCAAACUGGGGCCUCCAGUCUUACCUAUAUUGGAUUUUCUCAGGGCACAGCUCAGGCGUUUGCCGGAUUGUCAGUGAACCCAAGACUCUGCAAAAAGGUCAAUUUAUUCAUCGCCAUGGCCCCUGCUACCACCCCCAAAGGGCUGCAUCAUCCUAUGAUUGAUGCAUUUGUCAAAGCCACCCCUUCUGUUGUGUACCUGUUGUUCGGCCGCAAAACACCACUGAAACUCGCCUUGUUCUGGCAACGCAUCAUCAGCCCGCCUCUGUUUGUGAAGGUUAUUGAUGGCUGUGUAAACUUUCUGUUUGGUUGGACAGGUCGUAACAUGACAGCUGAACAAAAGUUGGUGAGCUACCAGCACCUGUAUAGUUUGACCAGUGUCAAGUCACUUGUGCAUUGGUUUCAAAUCAUCCGUACUGGGCGCUUCCAAAUGUAUGAUGAGGUUCCAAGUCGGAUCCCCUAUCACAGUCCCAACGUAGUAAGGGAUCAUAUCCCUCCCAAGUUUCCAACCAAGCAGAUCAGUACACCGAUCGCUGUCUUUUACGGCAACUCCGACUCCCUCGUACAAUUUGACGUCCUCGUCGCCGAUUUGCCUCCUUUGGCGUACGUCAAAGCCAUUGAAUCAUGGGAACAUCUUGACUUUCUGUGGGGAAAGGAUAUUGAACACCUUCUUUAUCCCGACAUUUUGAAACUGCUUCGUCAUUUCAAUGCUCAAACGGAUGAGAAAAAUCAUCAAUUGGAGCCAGAGAGAGAGACUGACAUGUACACCGAGUAAAAUUUUUUGUAUAUAAAAACCGAUUGUCUGUCUUACGAGAAAAAGUCCAUACCAAAUGUAUAAAAAAAGAAAGAGAGCGAAAGGGUGAUAAUCAUGGAUUAUCUUCUUGCUUCGUAAAUCCAACAAAAAUCUGCUCAAAGAAACAGUAUAAUUUUGCUAUCGGCCUUCAACUAAAAAGCCGUAACAUUGCACAU
Molecule: messenger RNA, 1715 nt
Organism: Radiomyces spectabilis
Lineage: Eukaryota; Fungi; Mucoromycota; Mucoromycetes; Mucorales; Radiomycetaceae
Product: Alpha/Beta hydrolase protein
Exons: 6
Coding region: 37-1521 (494 amino acids)
Source: RefSeq, a predicted model, not a curated record